This is a messenger RNA of Fonsecaea pedrosoi CBS 271.37, 330 nucleotides long. RefSeq lists its product as uncharacterized. Gene Ontology annotation, cellular component: mitochondrion. NCBI's taxonomy places the organism in Eukaryota, Fungi, Ascomycota, Eurotiomycetes, Chaetothyriales, Herpotrichiellaceae. The record is from RefSeq and is a predicted model, not a curated record. The coding region runs from base 1 to 330 and encodes 109 amino acids. The transcript is spliced from 3 exons.
AUGGCUUCUCCGUCGAGAGGUCGGCUAUUACAGCUGAUGCAGCUUCAAUGCUCAAUCUUCUCUACUACCUUCAACCCGAUGCAGCAAAGAUUAGGCAACAAAGUCCUCCGGCAGAGAUUAAAAGGCCCAGCGUUAGCCUCGUACUACCCCAGGCGAUCGGCCACCGUGGAAGACGUUCUGGACGAAUUCAAAAAGUUUGACCUAGAAGGCUUCAACGAAGAGGAGGACGACAGGUUGGAAAAUGUGGCCUUUGCUAAGUUACGAGGGAAGGGUGCGCCCAAAAAGAAGAGGUCGGCAGCAGAGGGACGCGCCAACAAAAAGAGGAAAUAA